AUGGAUCGAUUAGAUAAGGCAGUAUCUUGUUUGGCGCAAGCAACGACAGACACGGCAACGGCGAUUACUGAACGUCACCAGUGUGACAUUAGUCGUAUAAAUCGUGUAUAUGAUGAACAGCAGCGGACUCUUCGAAAGCGAUUGGCAUUUACUGAAGAGGCAGAUGCGUUUAUAAAAGAUAAAGAAAGUCUACUAGCCAAAUCGACGUUUGCUCAGCACGAUGUUGAACAAAUCAACAUCUAUGCAGUCGAAAUAAAAAAUUUCACGAUCAAUAAACAAGACGAAAAACCUUUCAUUCCGCAUCCAUUGGAUACGCUCGAUUCGAAAAUGUUUCAAUGUCCUCUAACCAAACCCAACGUGUUCGGUAUCACAUCUGAACACAAGAUUCGUUUCGAUUGCGAUGGCGCGUACCAUCUGAAGUACACCAUAGUUAAACAUUUCGAAUACUAUCAUCGAAUGAUACCGGAAUGUGCGCUUCGAUUACGCAAUGCGAUUGUCGACGAUAGAUUGCCUCCUGAAACGAAAUUAUUCUCCAAUACAGAAGUUCUAUUCAACCAAGAAUAUCAUGCUGACUGUCCGUUAACCGAUCCAACGAAUAUCUACGGUGCAAACGCAACAGUCUCGACACUAUUACAUAUACCAUGUUCGAAAAAGCGAUUGACAUUGCCAUCAAUGCAGAAUCAUUUUCAUUUAUACCACAAGAUGCGAUAUGAUGUUGCGAAGAAGAUCGUCGAUGCCAUGAAGAGUAAAUCGCUUCACCCAGAUCUGAUUCUGUUUGGGAAAAAUGAACGACUCGGAACCAUUCCACAGAAAAAAUAA
This is a messenger RNA of Adineta ricciae, 819 nucleotides long. NCBI's taxonomy places the organism in Eukaryota, Metazoa, Rotifera, Eurotatoria, Adinetida, Adinetidae. The record is from the annotation of a GenBank genome assembly.